Molecule: messenger RNA, 3508 nt
Organism: Coregonus sp. 'balchen'
Lineage: Eukaryota; Metazoa; Chordata; Actinopteri; Salmoniformes; Salmonidae
Source: the annotation of a GenBank genome assembly
UACUGGUGGGGGCUCCCCGGGCCAGAGGACUGGGCCUCAUGCGGAGACAGCGUCCUGGCGCCCUGUACCGCUGUCCGAUCGAAAGGCGAGGAGUUUGACUGCGAGCGAGUGGACAUCGAUGGAGAUGUAAACCUUGAGAGCGAGAGCAAGGACAACCAGUGGCUAGGAGUAACAGUCAAGAGCCAGGGGAUUGGAGGAAAGGUGGUGGUAAGUAAAAGGAAAACUCCUGGUACUAAGCAUGUCUGUAGUAGUCUGGGCCCUGGUCCCAGAUCAGUUUCUGCUCCUAGGGUUAUUGUCAUUGUGCCAUAGGAGUUGGCAAGACCGCACAAACAUAUCUGGGACCAGGCUGUGUCUGUACUGUAAUAAGUAGACCAGGCUAUGUCUGUACUGUAAUAAGUAGACCAGGCUAUGUCUGUACUGUAGUAAGUAGACCAGGCUAUGUCUGUACUGUAAUAAGUAGACCAGGCUAUGUCUAUACUGUAAUAAGUAGACCAGGCUAUGUCUGUACUGUAGUAAGUAGACCAGGCUAUGUCUGUACUGUAAUAAGUAGACCAGGCUAUGUCUGUACUGUAGUUAGUAGACCAGGCUAUGUCUGUACUGUAAUAAGUAGACCAGGCUAUGUCUGUACUGUAAUAAGUAGACCAGGCUAUGUCUGUACUGUAGUAAGUAGACCAGGGCCCAAUGCUGAGAUUGUACUACUACUGGUUCUGCCUCUCUCCAGACCAGGCUAUGUAUGUAGUGGACCGUCUCUUCCAGUUACUUACGGUAGCCAGCUUCUCUAGACGUGCUCACAAACAGAUCUGAGAUCAAACUUUGUCUGUAGUAUAUACGAGACCAUUUCUUCCAGUUACUGAUAUGGUGCUAUCCCCCUGCCCCUCUCCAGACCUGUGCCCACCUGUAUGAGCUUCGUCACCGUGUGGGCCUGCCGUCGGAGACGCGGGACCCCAUCGGGCGUUGCUACGUCCUGAGUGAGGACCUGACAGAAAGGGACGACCUGGAUGGAGGGGAGUGGAAGUUCUGUGAGGGGCGACCCCAGGGACACGAACAGUUUGGCUUCUGUCAGCAGGGCAUGUCUGCUGCCUUCACACCUGACAACCAAUAUAUCAUGUUCGGAGCUCCAGGAACGUACAACUGGAAAGGUACGGUGACAUACUUUUUUUUUUAUCUCAAUGAGACAAACCUGUAUAAAUGAAGGUUAAAUAGUUGAGACUGACACCUGAGGUGAUUAAAAUGAGAGUUCACAAAAAAUCUAAGCUUGUUGUCAGAUGUGUUUUAGACCUCAAAUGUGGUCUAAUCAAAGAAAGAGGAAACUGCCUCACUAAAUGGAUUAAGCAGCAUAAUUGUAACAUUAGCUAGCUGAGCUCAUGCCCAGAGACACAUGUCAAACAGCAGAUCGUUAUAAAAACUACCCAAAAGUCAUAAUUCAGUUUUCAUAAAAUUGCAUUUCCAUCCUUGGGCAAAUCAUUGAUUUAUAAGCUAAUCAAUAUACUGAUUGGCCUUAGUAGUCAUACUGAUGGAUCAAAAUGAUUGAUUCCCAGCUGUUAGUUAUUGGGACUGAUUGAUGGAACUGCCAUAGUCAGACAUCAGUGAUCAAUAUGAAUUAUGGAUCACUGUAUCAUAUGUUAUACAGGCCUUAGGUGGAGUAACAAUUAACAUCAUAUGGUACUUGACAUUAACAUUGUGUAACCCCAUUGAUUACAUUGUCCUGUGGAUAUCUAUGUGUUUAAAAAAAGGUGUGUGUGGGAGUUGUCGCACUCUCUCUCUCUGUGUGUGUGUGUGUGUGUGUGUGUGGGUGCUUGUCUGUGCGUGUGCGUGCUUGUCUGUGUACGCAUGUCUUUCUGUGUGUCUGUGUGUAUGUCUGUCUGUGUUUGUGAGUCUUUCUGUGUCUGUCUGUGUCUGUCUGUCUGUAUGGUCUGUCUGUCUGUCUGUCUGUCUGUGGUCUGUCUUGUCUGUGUCUGUGUCUGUGUUUUCUGUGUCUGUGUCUGUGUCUGUGUCUGUGUCUGGUCUGUUGUGUCUGUGUCUGUGUCUGUGUCUGUGUUUCUGUCUGUCUGUGUCUGACUGUCUGUCGGUGUCUGUUGUCUGUCUGUGCUGUCUGUCUGUAUGUCUGUCUGUCUCUGUCUGUCGGUCUGUCGUCUGUCUGUCUGUCUGUCCUGUCGUCUGUCUGUUGUCUGUUCUGUCUGUCUGUCUGUCUGUCUGUCUGUCUGUCUGUCUGUCUGUCUGUCUGUUCUGUCUUUGUCUGCCUGCCUGCCUGGUCUGUCUGUCUGUCUGUGUCCUCUAACUCUGUUCCUUCCAGGAGAGAUGCGUGUCCAGCUGCUAAACCAGACUCUGUUGGAUCUUGGUUUCUAUGACGACGGGCCUUAUGAGGUGGCGGAUGAGAAACAGCUGAACGCUCAGCUGAUCCCAGUUCCCUCACAUAGUUACCUGGGUAGGACCGUCCCUGCCCUCGGCUGCUCCUCUCACACAGCCACCAGCCUGCUGCCCUGUCCCUCCGGAGAUCACUGAGCACAGGACAGGACAGGAGAGAGGGCCAGGGAAGGACAACAACAACAACAGACUGACGACACACUGUACCCAAAAUAAAUACCCCCAGACCUAGAGGACUCAGGGUAGCUGCCAACGUGGCUGUAGAAAGGCAGACAAGCCUGGAUUAAACCGGUCCAGACUGGUGUAGUGCAGACCAAGAGGGAAGUCCUGGGGAUGCGUCCCAAAUGGCGCCCUAUACCUUUAUAUAGUGGACUGCUUAUGAGUGGACUAGGCAGAGAAUAGGGUGUCAUUUCAGACCCUUGGUUUCUCUGCAGUCCGUAGGGGCCAUCCCUGACCCUGCUUUGUGUAAGAGGGAGUGUGACUCACCAGAGCUGAAUCCAAGACAGCUCCACUCCACCUCAAUGUUCUGAAUGCUUUCCCACACCAAGUAGCUACCGUAUGAAUGGACCAAUCAUGGGUCAGAAAUAUGACAAUAUAAUAACACUUAAGAGGAUAGGAAUAUUAUUAUCCCACAGUCAUCAGGGCUUGUUAUAGACUGGUCGCAGAUCAGCUUGUACUUUAGCGAACUACUCUGUUGUCAUGCCAAUGCCAUGUGUGAGAAGUUGGCUAAAAAUCACAAACAGAUCUAAUUUUGGGUCCAGUGUGAGUCAGUCUUGUCGUCCUUCUGUUGGGUACCAGUGGUUUACCCACAAACCACUGCGAUACCAGGAAGAAGAACACACACAAUCACAGCACUGUUCUUUCUCACCUGCACUCACGCAACCCCCCCCCCCCCUCUUUCUCCUUCUCUCUCUCUCUCCUCUCUCUCUCUCUCUCUCCUCUCCUCUCUCUCUCCUCUCUCUCUCUCUCUCUCUCUCACACCUCUUCCUCACCCCCCCCCACACUUCCUCUCUCUCUCUUUCUCUCUCGGGCCACAGGGCUCUUGUUCAUGGCUAGUCCUGAUGAAGAUGCCCUGGUGUAUAAAACUCUGGAGCCCCACUCCAGCCGGCCCGUGUUUGAGGACGUAGCCCAGAAUAGCUACUUA